Octopus sinensis (East Asian common octopus) is the source of this 3041-nucleotide messenger RNA. Its product is annotated as cyclin-dependent kinase 17. Gene Ontology annotation, molecular function: protein kinase activity; ATP binding. Lineage: Eukaryota; Metazoa; Mollusca; Cephalopoda; Octopoda; Octopodidae. Bases 314 to 1771 code for a protein of 485 amino acids. The transcript has 18 exons. Gene Ontology annotation, cellular component: nucleus; cytoplasm. Gene Ontology annotation, biological process: protein phosphorylation. The record is from RefSeq and is a predicted model, not a curated record.
GGUCUGCUUAACUGUUGGAUUUUGGGAAGGACAACAAAGAAGAUGGCAGGAUAGUGGAAACAUUCACAUUUCUUUCUCUCUCUCUCUUUCUUUCUCUCUGCUCUCUUCCUACUUUCUACAGAUAUUUUCACUGGAUGCUCUCACUUUAUAAUUACUCAUCAAAGUCGGAGGAUUAUUCCUGCUUCUCCCCGGCAAAUUCUUUACUCUAGGAAUUUAUAUGGAAUUUAAAAAAGAAAUACAUAGCUGCUUGAAAGUGUAAAUCUAUGAUGUCUGCUAGUUUCUUCCACUCCUUAUCAAUGCACUUGUUGCCAAGAUGAUGAAAAAAAUCAAAAGAAGGCUUUCUUUAACCAUCAGGGGGAGGCAUCCCAUUGAUGAAAGUUUAUCAGAACUUGCAGAAACUCUUUCUUACGAAGAUAAUGGAAGCAUCAAGGAAAAUGGUGUUGUCCAUGAAAACCGUCGGAUAGGUUCAGAUGGCGAGAGUGAAGACAUAUCAGGGACUUCAGAUGAAAAAGAUGAAAUAUCUCCUGUAAAAUUACGAGGACAACCUCGAUAUAAUGAGGCAUUUAACAAGGGCUUCCCUUACUUACCAAGCCGGCAGCUAGACUUAGGUCUUGAAUCAAUCCGAAGAAAGGAGGCUUUGAAGCGUCUCUCUUUACCUGCUGAUAUGCGUCUUCCAGAAAACUAUCUCGCUCAACAAGGCAUCAGUCCUGAAGGCCAGUUGAGUCGGAGAUCACGGAGAAAAUCUCUGUCUGAAAUUGGAUUUGGCAAAAUGGAAUCAUAUUUAAAGUUGGACAAAUUAGGAGAGGGAACUUAUGCGACGGUCUUCAAAGGUAAAAGUAGACUCACCGAUAAUUUGGUUGCACUGAAAGAAAUUCGUCUUGAACACGAAGAAGGGGCUCCGUGUACGGCCAUCAGAGAAGUAUCGUUAUUGAGAGAAUUGAAGCAUUCAAACAUUGUAACAUUACAUGAUAUAAUUCACACCGACAAAUCUCUAACUCUAGUCUUUGAAUAUUUGGAAAAAGAUCUCAAACAAUAUAUGGAUGACUGUGGUAACAUAAUGAGUAUGACUAAUGUAACGCUUUUCUUAUUUCAACUGUUACGUGGUUUAGCCUAUUGUCACCGGCGUCGUGUUCUACACAGAGAUUUAAAACCCCAAAACUUAUUAAUUAACGAACGAGGAGAACUCAAACUAGCAGAUUUUGGUCUAGCUCGAGCCAAAUCCAUACCUACUAAAACUUAUUCAAAUGAAGUAGUUACAUUAUGGUAUCGACCGCCUGAUGUUUUGCUUGGAUCAACAGAAUACUCAACACCCAUUGAUAUGUGGGGUGUUGGCUGUAUAUUCUACGAAAUGGCAUGUGGACGUCCGCUGUUCCCAGGGUCCGCAGUUGAGGAUGAACUUCAUCAAAUCUUUAAAAUCCUAGGCACUCCUACAGAAACCACAUUUCCCGGUAUAACUGCCCAUCAAGACUUUCACUCUUACAAUUUUCCAUUUUACGAAGCCGAGUCUUUACUAAAUAUUGCUCCAAGGUUAGAUGGAGAUGGCUUAGACCUGCUGGAGAAAUUUCUAGUGUAUGAAGCUAGGAAAAGAAUGAGUGCAGCUGAAGCACUGAAGCACCCAUUUUUCAGGUGUCUCGGUCCAAGUGUUCACAAGAUCCCUGACACUACCUCAAUAUUCGCAGUUCCGGGUAUAGUUCUACAUAGAGACCCUGGUAUCCGUUCUUCCUCAGUGGCAACUUCAGGGAACCGAAGACGUCAGAGUAUGCUCUUUUGAAAAUUUGCUGACAGCGCUGCUAGAUACUGUGAUUCCUCUUACUUUUAUUUUGGUUAGUAACCAAAGAUUGACUUAGUCAACUGUACUUUAGUAAGAAAAGUUUUUGUGGCCACGGAUAAAACAAACAGCAACUGUUGGGAGCAAAGGCAGAGCAUGUCCAUUGUACUAACCAUGAUAACAACUGUGCCAACCACCAACUUUUGGAUGUGUCUCUCUUUCUCUCUCUCUCUCUCGCCUGCUCAUUCGCUUUCUCCCUCACGCAUACACACACACACACACACUCUCUGUCUCUCCCCUCUCUUGCUCUUUGUUUCUCUCUCUCUCUCUCUCUCUUUUCCCCACCUCAGGGAUACACUUUACUCUAGACUUGAUCUCGGACAACUGCCACACUUUGAAACUUGAUGUCGCUGAACAUUUUACACAGAAAUGGGCUGUUCACUAUCUGUGGAGAGAAGUGGGUGAUGGUGCGUUCACUAUCUGCGGCAAGCAGCAGGGGUGGUGGUCGUGUGUUCAUCGGGUGAUGCGUUCACUGUCUGUGAAGAGCGACAGAAACGUUGACGUUCACUUAACUGUGGACAGCAGCAGAGGUGGGAGGGGAUGAAUGUUCAUAGAGUGAUGUAUUGUCCACUCUCUUUGGAGUGUAGGGUGUGUUCACUAUCUGUGGAGAGCAGGGUGGGGUGCAAUGAUGUGUUCACUCUCUGUAGCGGAGGAAGCGGAGUAAUGUGUUCACAUAGUUCUGAAGAGAGUCAGGGGUGUGGAGUCUUGUGUCCACAUAUUAUGGGAAAUGGUGCGGUCAGAUGAUGUGUUAACGAUUUGUGUAGUGUUGCCCAACAGUAGAGAGUGACUAGUUUUAUUUAUUUAUUUAUUUUAAAAUAUUGUCUAUUAAAUAAAAACUCUCUGCUAAAUGCUGCUAACAACAGCAGCUGAUGUCCUACUGUCUAUAGAAAUAUGUCCUAGCUCUCUCAUCUAGCAUCUGUAAUCAAUCUGCUGGUAGUAUUCUUGGCUUAGAAGAUCUCCUUUUAAUUUCAUUUUGUUCCACUUUGAUAUAUCAACUUUUAGCUGAUGAAGGAAAAAUACAAAACAGAAUCCCUUUCAAACUUACAUUUAGUUAGGGUCGUUUUUAUAAAGAACAGCAAUGACAACUGUUGUGAGGUGUUCUUUAAAAGACGAAAUGCUUAGCGGUAUUUCGCUUGUCUUAACGUUCUGAGUUCAAAUUCCACCGAGGUUGACUUUACCUUUCAUCCUUUCGGAGUCGAUAAAUUAAGUACCA